AUGUCGUCGCACGAGGUGAAGCAUAUGGCGCCCGCCAGUCUGCGCGAAAUCGAGGGAAACCCCUCAAGCAAGGAGAUGGACGACAUCCAGCUGGCACGCAUGGGAAAACGUCCGGUCCUGAAGCGGAAUUUUGGGUUGAUGUCCAUGCUGGGCUUCAGUUGUACGAUAUUGAUCACCUGGGAGGGCAUUACAGUUCUUUUCCUGCAGGCAUUCCAGAAUGGCGGCCCAGCGGGGGCGGUAUACGGGUUUAUCUUUGUUUGGGCUGGCGUGGCGGCGACAUUCGUGGUGCUAUCGGAACUGGCAUCCAUGGCUCCCACGUCGGGCGGACAGUAUCACUGGUGCUCCAUGCUGGCGCCUCCGUCGGCCAUGCGACUCUUCAGCUACCUCACAGGCUGGCUCACGGUGAUCGGAUGGCAGGCGACCUACGCGACGUCGUGUUUUCUGUGCGGCACGCUGAUCCAGGGCCUGAUCGUCCUGACGAACCCAAGCUACGAACCGCAAGCCUGGCACGGAACGCUGCUGUUCUGGGCCGUGUCGGUGUUCUCGGUCGGCAUCAACAGCUUCGGAGGAAACGUGCUCCCCCGGUUCGAGGGGCUGAUUUUAGUUUUGCACAUCCUGGGAUUCUUCGCCAUCCUGAUCCCCCUGACGUACAUGGCGGACCACGGCACGGCCCGCGAGGUGUUCACGGAGUUUAUGAACCUGGGCGGAUGGCCGACGCAGGGGUUGUCCUUCUUCAUCGGCCUGGUGGGCUGCGUCUUUGCCUUUGCCGGAGGAGAUGCCGCAGUGCACAUGUCCGAAGAAAUCGCCAACGCGCCCGUGUUAGUGCCUCGGUCCAUCAUGCUCAGCGUGGCCAUCAACGGCACGCUCGGCUUCAGCAUGCUCAUCGCCCUGCUUUUCUGCCUCGGCGAUAUUGAGACGGCGCUGGAGUCCCCGACGGGAUUCCCGUUUAUGGGGAUUUUCUUGCAGGCAACGGGGUCGGUGGCUGGCACUGCCACGAUGGGCGCCAUCAUCACGUCCAUGGGUAUCAGCACGUCGGUCGGCAUGCUGGCGUCGACGUCGCGGCAGUUCUGGUCGUUCGCGCGCGAUCGAGGGAUUCCGGGGUGGCGCAUCUGGAGCAAGGUGACGGCGCGUACGUCCGUGCCGACGUACUCGGUCGCCCUCACGACGGUGAUCUCCUGCCUCCUGGCCCUCAUCAACAUCGGCUCCGACGUCGCGUUCAACGACCUGGUCUCGAUGUCCAUCUCGGGUCUGUAUUUGUCGUACAUGGUGGUCGCCGGACUGCUUCUCUACCGACGCGUCACGGGCGGCAUCAGCAAGUCGAAGCCCGGAGACGAGACGAUGGUCAACACAGCGGGCGCGCGACUGGUCUGGGGUCCAUUCCAUUUGCCUGGUAUCUGGGGAGUCUUGGUGAACACGUUCGCUCUCAUCUACAUGACCAUCGCGGUGUUCUUCAGUUUCUGGCCUCCGGAGAACCAGGUGACGGUGCAGAACAUGAACUUCAGCGUGGUGGGCACGGUGGGCGUGAUCCUCCUGAGUCUGGCGUACUACUUUCUGCGGGCGAGGAGGGUGUACGAGGGACCGAUCGUGGAGGUGCACUUGAACCAGUGA
Messenger RNA from Aspergillus steynii IBT 23096, 1608 nucleotides. Its product is annotated as putative GABA permease. The record is from RefSeq and is a predicted model, not a curated record. Gene Ontology annotation, biological process: transmembrane transport. The transcript has 8 exons. Gene Ontology annotation, cellular component: membrane. NCBI's taxonomy places the organism in Eukaryota, Fungi, Ascomycota, Eurotiomycetes, Eurotiales, Aspergillaceae. Gene Ontology annotation, molecular function: transmembrane transporter activity. Bases 1 to 1608 code for a protein of 535 amino acids.